AUGAUAAAUGAAAAACGUACGCAAGACAUUUCGGAUGAUGACUUCAGCGUAUUGGAUGAUGUACUUUGUCACACGGAUGGAGAUACAGAUGCUUCCGAGGAGUCAGUUGAUGUAACAGAUACGCAGGCAUCAGCAUUUUAUAAUCUCCUGAAAUACAGUCUACUGAUGUUUACUCUACCAUUCAUUGUAAUGUAUUAUUCCUACUUUUAUUUGAAAGAUCAGCAUGGAUGGACGCCGUCUUCAGCACUUACUUCUGCGGCUCUUGCUGCAGUCAUAGUGGUAUAUUUUGUUAUUGCUCUUUUUGUCCUUGUUGCAUACAAGGAAGAAAGAGGUAUGGAACAACGAGUUACGAAAAAGCGAAAUUAA
This is a messenger RNA of Thelazia callipaeda (thelaziosis nematode), 366 nucleotides long. The record is from the annotation of a GenBank genome assembly. NCBI's taxonomy places the organism in Eukaryota, Metazoa, Nematoda, Chromadorea, Rhabditida, Thelaziidae.